CCACCAAAGAAAAGUCAACAAAGUUUAGACUCGGGGGUGGAGACACCGCUAACCAUGAAGUGGCAACGCCCUGUCUCCGCUAGGGAUGUUCCAGAUGCCUUUGGGAUGGACAGGCGCCCUGAUCCGACCGAUGUCGAAAUUUGGCGCUAUGCUUGGAAAAAGGAAUAACACCUCCGGUCACUUCCGCCCUCUAAGUCCACCUUUGCAUAUUGAGAGACAGUAAAUAGGUUUCUCUCGUCGCCUAGCGCCUUAGCGUAUGUGGGUAAGCACAAGAAAGUGUCUGAACAUGCGAUUGUCCUGGCAUUGGCUGCAUUAGCUCUUCGCAUCCCCUCUGCCCCCGUUGAAUCAAAACAAAGGUACUCCCCACGGUAAUUCUGGUGCUCAGAUUUUCUCUUUCUUUGUUUUCCCAGCUGCAUCCAGCUGCACUCAUUAUGUCUUCUCGUCAGGCGAAGCAGAUGAGCACAACCGGUAUGCACGAGAUCGGUAGCCCCUCGAGCAUUGAGCUCGACGAUGCCAAUCUGGCACGUAUGGGAAAACUGCCAGUCCUGAAGCGAAACUUCGGAUUGAUGUCGAUAUUGGGGUUUAGUUGUACGAUUUUGAUUACUUGGGAGGGAAUUGUUGUGCUAUUUCUUCAAGCCUACUCAAAUGGCGGCCCUGCUGGUGCAGUCUACGGCUUUAUCUUUGUCUGGAUCGGAGUCGCGUCCACAUUCGUCGUCCUUUCAGAGUUAGCUUCGAUGGCUCCAACCUCUGGCGGUCAGUACCACUGGUGCUCGAUGCUUGCCCCACGGUCCGUCAUGAAGCUCUUUAGCUAUAUAACUGGCUGGCUUACCGUUAUCGGAUGGCAAGCAACUUAUGCAACCUCUUGCUUUCUAUGUGGAACCCUUAUCCAGGGAUUGAUCGUUCUUACGCGGAGCAGCUACAAACCAAAGAAUUGGCAUACGACAUUUUUUUUCUGGGCUGUCGCACUAUUUUCGGUUGCUAUCAACUCGGUCGGUGGGAAACUUCUACCAAGAUUCGAGGGGUUCAUCCUCAUCCUGCACGUCCUCGGAUUCUUCGCUAUCCUGAUUCCCCUUACUUACAUGGCGGAUCAUGGAUCGGCGCAUGACGUUUUCACACAAUUUUUGAACAUGGGCGAAUUCCCAUCUCAGGGUCUUUCGUUCUUCGUUGGUAUGGUUGGAUGUGUAUUUGCAUUUGCUGGUGGCGAUGCCGCUGUGCACAUGUCCGAGGAAAUUACCAACGCUUCAACGGCAGUUCCGACAUCAAUAAUGCUCAGUGUCUUGAUCAAUGGAUCUCUAGGUUUCGGUAUGCUGCUAGCGAUGCUUUUCUGCCUGGGGGACAUCGAAGCCGCACUCGGGUCGCCCACUGGCUACCCUUUCAUGGCAAUUUUCUUGCAGGCGACAGGGUCUGUUCCUGGGACCGCAGUCAUGUCCUCCAUUGUCACCACAAUGGGUAUCACUACCUCUGUCGGUAUGCUAGCUUCUGCAUCCCGCCAAUUUUGGUCUUUCGCUCGCGAUCGGGGCAUUCCAGGUUGGCGAAUCUGGAGCCAGGUUCAUGCAGGCACCGGUGUCCCCAUCUACUCGGUCCUUCUUACAACUUGUGUUGUCUGCCUCCUUGCCCUUAUCCCCAUCGGAUCCUCGGUCGCCUUCAAUGAUCUUGUCGCCAUGUCUAUUUCCGGUCUCUAUCUAUCGUACAUGGUCGUGGCUGGUCUGCUCCUCUACAGACGCUGCACGGGUGGAAUUAGCAAUGCCCGAAGCAGCGACUCAGCAGUUGUCAACACCGUCGGCGCGAAGCUUGUUUGGGGCCCAUUCCAUCUGCCAGGUAUUUGGGGCAUCUUGGUCAAUUCCUUUGCUCUCGUCUACAUGACUAUUGCGGUUUUCUUCAGCUUCUGGCCUCCCUCUUGGGCUGUUACUGUCCAAAGUAUGAACUUCAGCGUAGUAGGAACCGCUGGUGUGAUCUGCCUCAGCCUUGUAUACUACGCCAUUCGAGCAAGAAAGAUAUACGAUGGCCCGAUCGUGGAAAUUGAGUAGAUCUUGUUGACAGCAAAGAUUUACUUACUUUGGGGGGUUGUAUGAUAGUAUUCUUGUUAAUAUUCUGAAAUUAGAAUUGAAUCAGUGUAUAUAUUCAAUGAAUUCCGAUGGGGUUUGAAGGCAAUCCAUUGCAAUAUGAGAUACUCCCUUUUCGUGGGAUUUAAUCUCACACUUUUUGACCUUC
Messenger RNA from Penicillium brasilianum, 2211 nucleotides. The record is from the annotation of a GenBank genome assembly. Lineage: Eukaryota; Fungi; Ascomycota; Eurotiomycetes; Eurotiales; Aspergillaceae.